Fusarium sp. VM40 is the source of this 954-nucleotide messenger RNA. NCBI's taxonomy places the organism in Eukaryota, Fungi, Ascomycota, Sordariomycetes, Hypocreales, Nectriaceae. The record is from the annotation of a GenBank genome assembly.
AUGUCUGUCAUUCUCUGCACAGCUGGAUAUGAUCAUACUAUCAGAUUCUGGGAGGCUUUGUCGGGUAUCUGUUCGCGCACAAUUCAACAUCCUGACUCCCAAGUCAACCGCCUCUGCAUCUCCCCCGACAAGCGAUACCUUGCCGCCGCUGGGCAUCACACUGUCAAGCUUUACGAUAUAAAGUCAACGAAUCCGAACCCUUUACUGACCUUCGAGGGUCACACCGGUAACAUCACUGGCGUCGCCUUUCACUGCGAGGGAAAGUGGAUGGUAACUAGCUCCGAAGACGGCACGGUCAAGAUCUGGGAGACGAGGACCGGAUCGAUUCAACGGAGCUAUAACCAUGGCUGCCCUGCGAACGACGUUGUGAUCCAUCCAAACCAGGGCGAGAUUAUCAGUUGCGACAGAUCGGGAAGCGUUAGAGUGUGGGAUCUGGCCGAGAACAACUGUUCUCACGAGCUUAUCCCCGAGGAGGACGUCUCAGUCUCGAGCGUCACCGUGGCUAGCGAUGGCUCUCUGCUAUGUGCUGCUAACAACGCUGGCAAUGUAUUUGUGUGGAAUCUCAUUCAGAGCUUCGACCGCACGCAGUUAGUGCCAGUUACGCACUUUAACGCCCAUAAAGAAUACAUCACCCGUAUUCUUCUAUCCCCAGACGUCAAGAAGCUGGCCACCUGUAGCGCAGACCACACAGCCAAGAUCUGGGAGGUGAAGAAUAUUGAGCCGACUCCAGAUCAGGAGCCUAAGCCAUAUCCUCUCGAGGCCACCCUCACCGGUCACCAGCGGUGGGUAUGGGACUGUGCGUUCAGCGCCGACUCUGCGUACCUAGUUACGGCCUGUUCGGACCAUUACGCGAGAUUGUGGGAGCUACAUAGCCAGCAGAUCAUCAGACAGUACAAUGGGCACCAUAGAGGAGCUGUAUGUGUUGCAUUGAACGAUUACUCGGAAACAAGAUGA